Messenger RNA from Lodderomyces orthopsilosis Co 90-125, 774 nucleotides. RefSeq names its product 60S ribosomal protein eL8 (gene RPL82). The record is from RefSeq and is a predicted model, not a curated record. The transcript is spliced from 2 exons. Gene Ontology annotation, biological process: ribosome biogenesis. Gene Ontology annotation, cellular component: ribonucleoprotein complex. NCBI's taxonomy places the organism in Eukaryota, Fungi, Ascomycota, Pichiomycetes, Serinales, Debaryomycetaceae. The coding region runs from base 1 to 774 and encodes 257 amino acids.
AUGCCUUCCUCAAAGAAAGUUGCUCCAGCUCCAUUUGCUGCCAAAUCUAGCAAAUCAACCGAGUCCAAGAACCCAUUACUCGAAUCCACCCCAAAAAACUUUGGUAUUGGUCAGUCAAUCCAACCAAAGAGAAACUUGUCAAGAUUCGUCAAAUGGCCAGAAUACGUUAGAUUGCAAAGACAAAAGAAGAUUUUGUCAUUGAGAUUGAAAGUUCCACCUUCCAUUGCACAAUUUAACUACACCCUCGACAAAAACACAGCUACUCAAGCUUUCAAGUUGUUCAAUAAAUAUAGACCAGAAACCACUGCUGAAAAGAAGGAAAGAUUAACCAAGGAAGCUGCUGCAGUUGCAGAGGGUAAAUCCGCUAAGGAUGCUUCAUCAAAACCGGUUGUUGUCAAAUACGGUUUGAAUCAUGUUGUCUCUCUUAUUGAAAACAAGAAAGCCAAGUUGGUUCUUAUUGCUAAUGAUGUUGACCCAAUUGAAUUGGUUGUAUUCUUGCCAGCUUUAUGUAAGAAAAUGGGUAUUCCAUACGCCAUUGUCAAAGGUAAGGCUAGAUUGGGAACGUUGGUUCACAAGAAGACUUCAUCAGUUGCUGCUUUGACCGAAGUCAAUUCUGCCGAUGAAGGUGAAUUGUCUAAAUUGAUCUCCACCAUCAAUGCUAAUUAUUUUGAGAAGUACGAUGAGAAUAAGAAACACUGGGGUGGUGGUAUCAUGGGAUCAAAGGCCAACGAUAAGCUUUCCAGGAAAGCUAAAGCAAUUGCUUCUGCCAGUUAG